Molecule: messenger RNA, 771 nt
Organism: Quercus robur (English oak)
Lineage: Eukaryota; Viridiplantae; Streptophyta; Magnoliopsida; Fagales; Fagaceae
Product: agamous-like MADS-box protein AGL80
Exons: 1
Coding region: 1-771 (256 amino acids)
Biological process (GO): positive regulation of transcription by RNA polymerase II
Molecular function (GO): RNA polymerase II cis-regulatory region sequence-specific DNA binding; protein dimerization activity; DNA-binding transcription factor activity, RNA polymerase II-specific
Source: RefSeq, a predicted model, not a curated record
AUGACUAGAAAGAAGGUCAAGCUUGCAUACAUCACUAAUGACUCUGCUAGAAAAGCUACCUUCAAGAAAAGGAAGAAGGGGCUGUUGAAGAAAGUAAGUGAGCUGAGCACUCUCUGUGGCAUUAAGUCCUGCGCCAUUAUUUAUAGCCCAUAUGAUUCUCAACCUGAAGUUUGGGCUUCUGAGCAUGGCAUUCAACAUGUUCUUGGACUGUUCAAGAACAUGCCUGAAAUGGAACAGACCAAAAAAAUGGUCAACCAGGAGAGUUUCCUGAGGCAAAGGAUUGCCAAAGCUAAUGAGCAGUUGAAAAAACAACAGAAAGACAACCGGGAGAAGGAGAUGACAGAGGUCAUGUUCCAAAGCCUGACUGGAAAAAGCCUGCACAACUUAACCAUGAUGGACUUGAAUGAUCUUGGGUGGUUGAUUGAUCAGAAUUUGAAGAAUAUAUAUAGAAGGAUUGGUCAACUCAACAAAGUGGCUCAAAAGCAAGUCCAAGGCGAACCAGCUGCUGCAAAAACAGAAGGAAUGGUGGUGGGGAGUACUAGUACUAGUACUACUCCUGCAGAGAUGAAUAAUGCGCGGCAGCCUCAUGAUCAUCAUCAGAGAACACCAGGUUUUGAGAUGAACAUGGACACCAUGCAGAGGCAGCAAUGGUUCAUGGAUAUGAUGAAUCUCCCAUUAGAGAACAACAUGGGGUUUGGAGGAGAUGAGAUGAUGCUGCCAUUUGGAGAUAACAGUCACAAUGCUCUUUGGUCUAAUGCCUUCUUCCCUUGA